AUCACUCAGUGAUAGAACGAACUUGAGACGUUAAGUGGAAUCGUGUUGGUGCUGUGAGUUGCUGUGUACACCUUAAUUCUGCAGUACCCAGUUACAUGAUGGUCAUAUCAGCAGCACAACGAUCAUUCUUGCCUGUACUUCUGGUCAUUCUUCUGGUACCAGAGGACAUCUCCUGUGCGAGGUUCCUGGUAAUACUUCCGACUGUGGUGAAGAGUCACUUUAUAAUGCUGGAACCCUACAUAAAAGCCCUGGCUGGUAGGGGACAUGAGAUGGUGGUAGUCAGUCACUUCCCACAGAAACAACCGGUAUCAAACUAUACGGAUAUCGUGUUGGAUGCUUCUCUGAAAGGAUACAGAUCAGGAACAGGCAUUGCAAUAGAACAAGUCCUAUCCUUUAAAUUUCCUAUACUAAAUGUAUUUUCUCUGGCCAAGUAUGGGGUACAUACCUGUGAAACAUUACUUAAUCAUCCACCAGUCAAUGAACUCAUAAAGUCAGAUGAGAAAUUUGACAUUGUGGUUAAUUGCAUUUUUCACACAGAAUGUUUCUUGCCUUUUGCAUACAAGUUCAAAGCAAUAAGUAUAGGUGUCAGCACUUCUGUGUUAAUGCCAUGGGCUAAUUAUCGAAUGGGCAACCCUGACAAUCCAUCAUACAUCCCGAAUCUGUUUACACCUUCUCCAGGCAAAAUGAACUUUGUUGAACGGACAGUAAAUGCUGUGACUACAGUGCUAUACAAAGCGAUGUAUUACUUCAUGUCUGAUUGUCCAGCACAGAAGUUGGUACGACAGUACUUUGGGCAGGACACUCCAGACCUAGCCGAUCUUGCCAGGAACACGAGCCUGGUGUUGGUGAACACCCAUUUCAGUUUGAAUUCACCUAGACCAUUGGUACCUGGUGUUGUGGAGAUUGGUGGCAUACACAUCACCAGACCCAAACCGCUGCCUAAGCAUCUACAAGACUUCUUAGAUGGAGCUCACCAGGGGGUUAUCUACUUUAGUUUGGGUUCAGUGCUUCAAGCUGAGACACUGCCUGAUGACAAGAGGGAUGCAUUCCUGCAGGCAUUCUCACAGCUGCCACAGAAAGUUCUCUGGAAGUGGGAGGCAGAUACUCUCCCAGGACAGCCUAAAAACGUCCGAACUGAGAAGUGGUGUCCACAAGUUGACAUCUUAAGACAUCCUAAUGUGCUUGCUUUCAUAUCACAUGGAGGACUACUGGGUACCCUAGAGGCAACAUACAAUGGUGUGCCUGUGGUGGGCAUCCCAUUCUUUGGUGACCAAAGAAAUAACUUGGCAAACCUGGCGGCGAGAGGGAUGGGAAUCAUACUGGAGUACAGUAACAUCACAAAGCAAAGUGUUCUAGAGGCACUCCAUACUGUGCUGGAUCAGCCUAGCUAUAGAGAGAAUGCACGGUGCACUGCACAUAUUUUCCGUGAUAGACCACAGUCUGCCCUUGAUACUGCCAUCUUUUGGACAGAGUACGUCAUCAGACAUGGUGGUGCACCACAUCUCCGAACUGCAGGAGUGGAACUUGCCUGGUACCAGUACGUGCUAUUAGAUGUCAUCGCAUUUAUAUUGGGAACAAUCCUCAUCUUUGUCUUUGCAGUCAGAAAGCUUUUCAGACUGCUCUGUAGCACCAGGAAGGUUCCAAAGAAGAAGAAACAACAGUGAUUGAACAGAUUUCUUUUUCUGUGGAUUAGUUACUAAUUUUCUGUAUGUGACAUCUUUACUGACAUUGUUAUUUUUGAUAGAUCCCCUUACAUUUUAUUGUAGGCCAUGCCACAGCUCAGGCUGUUAGUCACCUGCUUUCCACCACCAUGUCCUGGUUUCGAUGACAGGACAGGUCACCUGGGAUUUGUGGUGGAUAAAGUAACACUGGGGUAGGUUUUUCCAAGUACUUUUGGUUUCUCCUGCCAACUCUCAUUCCACUGAAUUCUCCACUCUCUUCAUCUAUCAUCUGGGGCUUGUACAAUAGGCCAAAUAGUGGCUGAUGAAUCAAGUGGACUCAGUCUUACCAUAUCCCAAGAAAUAAAAAAGGAGUUGAAAUUACAUUUUAUUCUUACCUGUCCUAGAUAUUUUCAGACGAUACUGUACUUCGGUGAUAACUUGUAUAGCUAGAUGCUACAAGCUAGAAAGCUAGAAGCUAAAAAGUUAAACAAUGAAGGUGUAUCAAUGUU
Messenger RNA from Cryptotermes secundus, 2170 nucleotides. Its product is annotated as UDP-glucuronosyltransferase 2C1. The record is from RefSeq and is a predicted model, not a curated record. Bases 96 to 1664 code for a protein of 522 amino acids. NCBI's taxonomy places the organism in Eukaryota, Metazoa, Arthropoda, Insecta, Blattodea, Kalotermitidae. The transcript has 5 exons. Gene Ontology annotation, molecular function: UDP-glycosyltransferase activity.